GGCACUCACAGCAAGCUGAAAAGACGGAAAGAUUUCUCCAACCCGUCUGCAAAUUCUGCCUGCCUGCGAUGGCUGUGACGGCGCGAUGCUGUUACAGUGUAAACGAGAAUUUGCCUUUUUCUUUAUAUUUUGUUAUUUUCAUACUCGGUAGCCUUACAAAUGCACAAAUUCGAUACUCCAUUCCGGAGGAGCUGGAAAAUGGGGCAUUGGUCGGUGACAUUGUCCGGGAUUUGGGUUUGGACCUGAGAAAACUUUCCACGCGACGCGUCAGAAUCACCUCUGACAGUGGACGGAGAUAUUUCACCAUAAAUCACAAAACAGGGAAGCUGGUUGUGAGUGACCGCAUUGACCGAGAGACAGUUUGUGAAUUCAGUGGCACCUGUACACGCAACCUUGAGGUGGUAUUAGAGAAUCCACUGGAGGUGCACAACGUCGAGGUGGACAUUUUAGACGUAAACGAUAACGCGCCACAAUUCCCUCGAGAUGAAUAUCAGCUCGAGGUUUCUGAGUCCGCUCUAACCAGCUCCCGCUUUCACAUAGAGGGAGCUCAGGAUGCAGAUGAUGGUUCCAACUCUGUGAAGCAAUACCGCCUCAGCCCAAACGACCACCUCACCCUGGACUCCAUUAAACCAUUUUCAAAUAAUAAGCACAUCGAGUUUAUUCUUAAAAAGCCCUUUGACCGCGAGCAGAAGCCAUCUCAUCAGUUAAUCCUGACAGCAAUGGAUGGAGGAACCCCACAGAGAACUGGUACAGCCAUAAUCAAUGUACGUAUACUUGAUGCCAAUGACAAUGUACCUGCGUUUGACAGCUCCGUGUACAAAGUAAAAUUGUACGAAAACUCUCCGAAGGGUGCACUUGUGAUCAAGCUAAAUGCAACAGACCCUGAUGAGGGCUCAAAUGGUGAAGUGUUCUAUUCCUUCAGCAGUUACACACCAGAAAGAGUCAGACAGAUGUUUUCCAUGGACACAGAAACAGGCGAAAUCAGGGUGAAAAACAACAUAGACUUUGAGGAGACAAACUCUUAUGAAAUGUACAUACAGGCUAUGGACAAGGGGCCAGCUGCAGUGGCUGUUCACUGUAAAGUAGUGGUAGAAGUUUUGGAUGUCAAUGACAACAUUCCUGAGAUUGUACUGUCUUCACUCUCUAGUCCUGUACGUGAGGAUGCCCGGGCUGACACAGUUGUAGCAUUGAUCAGUGUGAAUGAUCGUGACUCUGGAACAAAUAAACAAGUUACUCUUGAGAUCAUGCCCAAUCUGCCUUUUAGGAUCAAGUCUUUCCGGAACCACUAUACUAUUGUUACAUCCGCUUUCCUAGACCGGGAAACCAUCUCAUCCUACAAUGUCACUGUCAAUGCUGUGGAUAGAGGCACCCCACCCCUGUCAUCUCAAAUGACCUUUAAGGUUGCUGUUGCUGACGUGAAUGACAACCCGCCUCGUUUUGAACAGACAUCAUAUACUGUUUAUAUUACAGAGAACAAUGCUCCCGGUGCACCUCUGUGUGUUGUUAAAGCCAUAGAUGCUGAUGUUGCUGAAAAUGCACGCAUCACCUAUACUGUCCUGAAUGACAACAACCAUGGCAUCCCUGUAGCCAGCUACGUCAGCAUCAAACCUGACAAAGGUGAAGCCUAUGCCCUGCGAGCCUUCGAUUUUGAGAAGUUGAGAGAGUUUCACUUUCAGGUUAAAGCCCAGGACAAUGGUAAGCCUCCCCUCAGCCGUGUGGCCACCGUGUAUGUUUACAUUAUGGAUCAGAAUGACCAUGUGCCCAGGAUAGUCUACCCACCUACCAAUGGCAGCCGCACCACAGAAACGCUGAUGAAAAACGCUGAAGCAGGAGUGUUGGUUACCAAGGUGACAGCAUGGGAUGGUGACGCUGGACAGAAUGCUUGGCUGCUUUACGCUUUGGAGCAGACCAACACAGAUCUGGACCUGUUCAAGGUGCAUGAGUACACAGGAGAGAUACGCACCACAAGGCGGGUCAUUGAGGACAACUCCACCUCCUUCACUUUGACAGUGCGUGUGCAUGAUAACGGUUUACCGCCACUCUCCUCCACAGCCACCAUCCAUGUGCACGUAAUGGAGCUGCCUCCAAAGUUAACCCCUGACCCUAAGCGUAUUAUCCGACCCAACAGCCCCCUGAUGUUUUCAAACGUCACCCUCUACCUCAUCAUUGCCCUUUGUGCCACAACUUUUGUGUUCCUGGUCACCAUCUUUGUGCUGGCCAUUGUGCGUUGCCAUGCCUACUGCACCCAGCCUGGCUCCUGCUCGCCAUGUUGUGUAUCCAAGAAAAGUGUUCCAGAGGGUGGCAAUGCAGCAGGUGGUGGUGGUGGUGGGGGAGGAGGAAGAGCUGCAGCUUCAGGUGGAGGUGGAGGUGGAGGUGGCUUAGGACAACCAAAUGACAAUAUGGCCAUGCGACGUGAUCUCAAAGGGGAACCGCAUUAUAUUGAAGUGCGGGGAAAUGGGUCUUUGACUAAAACAUACUGUUACAAGACAUGCCUGACAGCCACGUCAGGAAGUGACACAUUUAUGUUCUACAACACGGGACGGCCACACAGUGGCACCUGGGGCUCGGGCUACGUCACCAGCCACAGCGGACAGAGCCAAUUAAUUGUACGCCGACUCAGUAUGCCAGAUGCAACUGCCAUUCAGCCCAGAGUACCGAGUCAAGACUGGAGAUAUUCAGCCUCCCUGAGAGCAGGCGGUGUGAUGCAGAGCUCUGUGCACAUGGAAGAGUCCUCAGUAAUGCAAGGAGCCCAGGGUGUCCUGGUUCAGAACUGGCCCACUGCAUCUAGUGCUGCAGAUGCUGAAGGGGGAGAAGUUUCACCCCCAAUGGGUGCUGGCGUAGACAGCAACAGCUGGCACUUUCGCUAUGGCCCCGGCGGUCCUGGUGCACCCCCGCAGCACCUGAAACCUGGCGAUGUUCCCCCAGAAGCCUUCAUCAUCCCUGGCUCGCCCGCCAUUAUAUCCAUCAGACAGAACCAGGGAGGAGAGGACGACAAGAGCGAUUUCAUCACCUUUGGAAAGAAAGAGGAGGCCAAGAAGAAGAAGAAGAAGAAGAAGGAGAAGAAAGACAAGAAGGAUAAGGGGAAGGAUGAUGGAGAUGAGUAGAGGAGUGGAAAAAGUAACUAAUAAAGAAGAAAAGGGCGCUGUUAAAACAGAGGUACCAACCAAAGUCCACUGGGCAAAAAGAAAAUGUGAAACCUAUUUUAGAUUUUCCAAUUUAAUUUUAUUGCCUAAUUUUAAUGAUAAUAUUUUAAACAACCUGGCCUUACCAAGACUUAUUUUACCAUCAGUCCCUUACUGAAGGUAAAUUAUUGAUCUUGCCUUGACAACAAUAAAAUGAUUGAUUUUGCUCCACGCCCCUAUGUGCCUAUAUACCCUGAGUCAACUCAUGACAGUCAUCUCUUCCAAUAAGGAAUGACCACUCUUUGCCCUCGUCUUGAAUUUUGUUAUCCUUUAACCCACUGGGCACGUUGGCACCUCUGUCUUACCCCCUCCCCAACUGAUGUGUAAACCAUUCUCUCUGAGAGAAGACAAAUACUUUGUACAAGAACAACAAAAAGCUCUGUGCCAGCCAAGGAAAAGAAAUAAGAAUGACAAAGAAGAUUGGGACAGAUGCAUGCCAUCUGGAGCUGGACACACACUACUUGUAAAUAGCACAGGAGAGUCACUGAAACUAAGGCUUACAUGACACUGCUGCAGAUUCCUCUGAUAGUUACCAACAGUGUUCCUGAGAUCUUAAUGAAACCACAUGCACACAUACGCAUGCUCACACAUUCAAACAUAAAUACACAUACUAACCAGGGCAAAGUAGACAAGGAAAGCACUUGAGAACCAGAGAGAGAAAUAAAAAAGGAGAGUAAAUCCACUGACAUCAAACAAAUGUGCUUAAAAGUAGGCAAGCUUUUUGCCCUGCACUGUCACCUAUGCGGUGUGCAUGUGUACAAUGACUCUCUCCGAAUGGAAGCCGAAUCCUUUGCCAUCACUCUGUAUUUCCUCGCUGCAUUUGAAUGACACAGAGAGCUUCAUCUCCUACCAGAACUCCAACAGAGGAAUGCAGAGAGCACUGGAAAGAUGAAGAAAUGGGAGGAUACCUCACACUUUCCUGAGGAUCACAGAGGGGAGAGUCCUGCUGAGCUGGCUUGUGACUCCGCUUUAAGUCAGUAGACUCUUCUGAAAUAUUACACAAUAUUAGGAGUCUUGAGAUUUUGACACCACCUUCUCUUCUCCCCCUGCCGCAGCAAAAGCCUAAUGGUUUCUGCUUUGAAUGUUUGGUAGCAACCAGUCCUUACCUGAUACCUUGAGUUUACAACUGCUCCCUUGCUUGUACUUGCCCCAAGCUGCCACGAGCCGUCGUCACCUCCCCCAGCUGCCUUUUUUUCUCCACGGUCACCCAUCCCACUGGCUGCCUCUUCAUGUGAUGAUGCAGUUUAUGAACUUAUUCUGUUGUUCAUUUUUUCUCUAAAGAGAUUACAUACUCCUACAUUUUUUUUUUCUUCCUUUUAAGCUUUAACUGCUUUAUGCGUGUCAUGCCCGUUAUUACCGUCAGACACUGCCCCCAGCCCCCUCUCUGACCCCUGCUCAGGAUUGAUCCUGGGAAUGGCCUGCUCUGAACAUUGUGGUGUGCUGAGAACAGCAUGGAGUAAUGUGGAUGUGGCCUGGGGAAGCCCAGUCAUGGGUCUAUGCCCUGAAUUCUUGUCAGAUGUCUCUCUAAGUGCACAACGGUUCAGUGCUUUUAACUUUCGUGUACAACAGUACGCUGUUAAUUUCCUGUGUGUUGCCACUGAUGAGAGGGGAGUAGGUGGGAUGAAGCAUUAUACUGGGAUGGAGGACUGGUAUAAAUUGAGGGGAAGGGUGCCGUGGGCUGGCCCUCCAUCUCCAUGUACACGAGAAGAAAGCUGUCCUCCAAAUUGAUUGUUUAGGAUCGUUGAGUCAUAUAUUAGCUUUUAUCUACGCUGUAAACCUAGCGUAGACUCUUCAUAGAUUGUCUCUGCAUUAGUAAUUGAAACCUGCUUAAAAAAGGGCAUCUAGGGAAUCCCAUCCCAUGGCUAUAUCCCACCAAUCCUCUCUCUGGAGGUUUUGAAAAAGGGCACACUCAUGCCUCAAGACCUGCUUCUGUUGGUUCCCCUCCCCUGCCUGUAACUUGUUGCCACGUCCCUAAAGUUUUGCGGCUCAGUAUGACGUCACUCCAUUAAGUGGCUGCUGCAUGUACUGCUCUAAGGAAACACAUACUAUAUAGAGAAAUAUAUAUAUAAAUAGAUAGAUGGCUAUGAUUUUAUUCUUUUGUAUUAUCAUUUUUCUUCAUUACUCACACAGGAGAUAUUUGUAUGUACUUAUGUCUCUGCCAAACAUCUAUGUACUACAAUCUUCACGCUCCACCAAUGUUGUACGGCAUCCACUAAACCUCUUUAGAUAUUUGUAAAUGCUAUAGUGUGAUACCUUCCAAUGCAAGUUUGUUUUUUUUAUUUUACUAACUAUGAUUUUUGCUUUUGAAAACAAGCAAAGCUAGUAAAAAAAAAAAUUUAAAAAAAUCACUCUUUGUGUCCAGCUUUGACAUGAUGAUCUAACUAACACUGUAAUAUUGUAACUGAAAUAUGUAUGAUCCUAUGAUGAGCUAUCACUUCCCUUUCACUCUUAAAAAAAAAGAAAACCUACAAAAAAAAUAUAUUCCAGUGUAUAAAAAGGUAUAUGUAUUGUAUGCUUGUGUUUAGUGAGUUCAUGCUAUCAUUCUUUCCCAAUGUAUGGUGGUGAACUAUGGUGGCAAUGUGCUGUCCUAAAUGGAUUGGCCAUGAUCUGUUGUAAAACCUUUUUUUUUUUGUACACCUGCUCAUCAACUGUGACAGUGAAGUAGUGCAUUUCAUUUAGUUCAUUUAUUUUCAGACUUUUUUAUUUUACCUAAAUGGAUACAGUGGUAAUGUGUUUUGUUAAUAAAUCACUAAUAAAGUUUUCUUUCUUAAAAAUAAA
Messenger RNA from Eleginops maclovinus (Patagonian blennie), 5960 nucleotides. Its product is annotated as protocadherin alpha-C2-like. The transcript is spliced from 4 exons. The coding region runs from base 69 to 3104 and encodes 1011 amino acids. Lineage: Eukaryota; Metazoa; Chordata; Actinopteri; Perciformes; Eleginopidae. The record is from RefSeq and is a predicted model, not a curated record. Gene Ontology annotation, cellular component: plasma membrane. Gene Ontology annotation, biological process: homophilic cell-cell adhesion. Gene Ontology annotation, molecular function: calcium ion binding.